AUGGAGUGCGGCAACGGCAAGAACGGUACCGGUAUCGUGGCAGUUGAGGAACAACAAGGAAAGACUGCCCUGGAGGGGGGCACAGUACCUAAGGUACGCGGACAGAACAUGGAUACAUGGGAAAGUGCACGAUUGGAACGAUUACGUCAGAUGCCAAGUCCGCUCGAAUUUGUAGGGAAAGCACGGCGGGAACUUGGGGCCAUUGCACAUGGUGCUGGUGACGGUGCAAAGGGAGGAAAGAAGAAAGACACGCCGGAAAGGAGCGGAGGCGGGCGGGCGUGGGGAGGGGCAAGUGCGACCCCCGGGGGAAAGCACGGAAAGCAACGACUGUGGGAGAGGGGUGGUCUUUCCCUCCGUGCCUCCCCCCAUCGUGGUUGGGGCGCAGCCGGCGAUGACGGCGAUGGCGCCGGUGGCGCGUCUUGGGAACCCCUCCAGGGCCUCCACGAGCCUGGGCAGCAUCGGUCUACAGACUACCGCCUACCUACUAGACACUAA
Molecule: messenger RNA, 495 nt
Organism: Colletotrichum abscissum
Lineage: Eukaryota; Fungi; Ascomycota; Sordariomycetes; Glomerellales; Glomerellaceae
Exons: 2
Coding region: 1-495 (164 amino acids)
Source: RefSeq, a predicted model, not a curated record